This is a messenger RNA of Spirometra erinaceieuropaei, 10723 nucleotides long. NCBI's taxonomy places the organism in Eukaryota, Metazoa, Platyhelminthes, Cestoda, Diphyllobothriidea, Diphyllobothriidae. The record is from the annotation of a GenBank genome assembly.
AUGAUACCGGACUCAGGUGAGUGAGGAAGGAGAGGGUGCGGUAGAUGUGUCCUAAGUCACCAUCCCUGCGCCCACCAUGCUGCGGGUCACACGGCGGACAUCAUCGUUUGCGACGGUUGAACAGUCAAAUGUCACAUAUUCAGUGUAAAUGAGCCCCUUUUUAAGGAUAUGCCUUGAAAAUGGUUUAUUCACAAAAGCCCUAACUAUUAAUUCCUAUGUUGCACACCAAAUCUCGUAAAAGAAUAAAAGUGAAGUCUUUAAACGUACUUCCAAGCAGAAAAGACUACUUAAGUUAAAUUACCAAUUGGUACUGGAACAGCGUUUAGGUUAUGUUUUCGAUUUGAAAGUACGUUUAAAGGAUUCAGCCAAUGGUCCGCUAGUUUCGGCGCAUGCAGUAGAUUAGCAAGGCUUUAUACUUUUGGCCUGAUCCCAUGUUUUUUUCAAUUUUGGCGCCGACUUCUGUCAACUACGGUGCAGUAGUUGUUGGAGAUUCACAAUUACGAGCCACAUUUAGGUAGUUUAAUUCGUAACCAUCGGAAAGUGUCCCACGCACUUGUAACGCAUCUUCUCACUACGAGCCCCUCUACUUACUUCGACAAUUUUCUUUUUUGCUUGACGAUACUGCGGGACGUUCUGUCCCUCAGUAGUGCCCCAGAACUAUUUGCGCGAUUUUUUUCAGCGUAACUCCUUGGCCUCGUAACCGACGAUUAUAGGUCUGUAUUAAGUCAUUGUGGGAAAUUGCAGUAAGACAAACGGUCAUCUACAAAAUUACAUUUGUGCGACGGACUAGAUACGGAACGCUGAGGGGCCUACAGACUGGCCUACUUCAUCGCAUUUGCGUCAUCUGUGCGCGGAAAGUUGAUGAAACACUCCUUUUGACCUUCCCCUCAGACUCUUUUUAGAAUUGCGAUUAGGGAAAUCUUAUCAGACAUGAUGCUUGCCAUUGCCAAAUUUUCACCCUUGCUCACCGCUUGGUUUUCCGCUGAACUUUGAAAUAUCCAAAUACAGUCUUUGCGUACACACGAGCUCGAAUUUCCUGUUCCAACAUUUAAAUCUGAGCUCCUUCAUCAAUUUCAGACGAAAUUAUAAGGCAAACUAUGGGGGGUGUUUGCGUUGUUUGAAAACAAUACACUUCGCUUAGAAAACUAUUUCUGGGGAGGACGAAAAUUUCGUGUAGACAUUGAAAUAUCAUAUUUCAGCGCCGUCUGUAUAUCAAGUGAUUUUCCCAGUCCCACAAAGUUUUACACUUUUUUCUGGCAUAAAACGCUAUUUUAUAGAUGAAGCUAUACAGGCUGUAAGAACCUCUUUGUUGGUGCACUUGUCCCCCCCCCCCUCUUCCUCCUUCUCCUCAUCAUCCUCGUCCUGCCCAGGCCUUCGCUGCGGCAUAACAGAAUUCGACUUCGUCAGUCCGCAAAUGUCAGAAGUUGCGCUCUCACACACCGAGUCUCUCGUUAUACUUAACGUCAGUCAACUCGGUACCAGCCAUCAGGGCGCUCACGGAUUAGGUUAUUAGCUUGAACUUGACGAGCGUUCGGGCUUCACAGAUUGCCCAAACUUGCCCCAACUUAAAGACAGUGUCCUACCCUAGGCAUUGCAGUCAGCAAAGGCUUCCCUCUCCACCGCGUCACUUUGGCCUCUGAGAUGGAAGGGCAACAUUACAGUGAGGUCAGGCAACUCCUUAAGACCAGCAAUGAACGGCACAGGUCGCGGUUCCCCCAUGUGGUCACAGAAAACCGACGAACCGCGUACCUGAGUUUUCAACCAUUGCCUUCGUUGAGAGUAUGGUGAAGCAAUUUUCGUAUACCACGUUGGCUGAAAAUAACGUAUUGGUGACAAACGUCGAGCGGUAUUUUCCUUUCUUCACGUUCGUCCCAGUUUGCCACCACCUUUUCGGGUAGCCAAAGCAAAAGUGAAGGCCUACGUUCAGUCCUGAAAACAGGUCAGGUCGGCAAGUGGCCCUCCCAUGCACUUUUGACUACUUCCGAUCUCAAUCGAUAGAGAGAGAGGGAACCCUAAUUCGCUUGCUGGAGAGUUAGGUCUAACAAACGCCAGCUAACUUGGAGGACUGAUUGCUAAGACUCGUUCAGCCGACCUGAUCUAUAUAUGACAGUCGUCUACACCCCUCAUAGGCAUAGAGGGCGGGGAGAUUGGAGUUGAAGGCUAAUAGCUCACUUCUGUGUCAACGUAUCGGAAUAGGAAAUUUUUUGCCAACCCUAUCAUAUGAAGGGCUUUUAGUACUUAGAACUUAAGGACACCGGAAGGACUUUUGCCGGCAAAAGCUAUGGAAAAUGACUUAUUUUCCGUUGUCAGCCAGUAGUGGUACACUCCCACGUCGGGAAGAUUGGUUGUCGUUAUGCCGCUGUCUGAGAGGUCUUCAAACUGGAACUCCAAGGCGAAAAGGGGGGGGGGGUCAGUUUCCCUUGCCGCGAUCAGGCAAAGUACCCAUAUCUGACAAGGAAGCAUAUUUUACAUAGAAGUCCUGCUACUACAACGCUAAUGGGAGUUGUAUUUUUAAGCAUUGUCAGAAAAAAUAACGGGACAGCUCGCUGCGCCCUUUUGAUAUACAGUAGGUGGCCUAACUCUUGAAACUUCGUGAUCGAAAUUGGGUGCUUUUAUUUGUGUUUAUUAAAUUGACUUGAGACGCAGAGAACUACUUACUAAGGGAGGAUUCAUUUCAACUCAGGUUUUCUAGGGGAGAACUAGCCAGAUUUGGGCGAAAUCUGGCCUUCCUUGAUAUCCAGGUAAUUUCCUACACUACUGAAAUUCACAGAGCAAAACGCCAUAGUUAUGUGCAUUGCGCUGUAAACAAAGAUUAAUAUAGAUAAGAAAAGCAUGACGUAUGUCACUCCUGGGAGCGAAAAAUUGGAUUCUGCGGUCAUGAAAAUCGGGUGAUGGUGGGUAUGAGAAAUUGCAUAGUUUUCGAAAAGGGGGAAUUCGGCUUAUAAAAUUCUGUUUUAUAAAUUUGUGGUGUUUUAUGACAUAAAACUUAGUAAUAAACUUGUCUGACAAAAUAAUUAUUUUAUCAUACCAAGAAUAACUAGGCGUAAACAAAUAUAUACUAGGUACCCGCGAAAUAGUACUUUUCUGUGCCACGCCGUGCGAUAAAAAUGUCCGGGCAAUUUCUAUCAGCAGUCGACUACGAAAGGUGCGGAAAAUAGCAGCGGAUGGGUUGUCGCCCGAGUUAUUAGAAAUUAUUUUCGAUAUUAUUAAGGUUACUCUGUGACGAAUAAUUAAUGAUAGAACCGUACCCAGAAAUAAGCAGGGUGGACCAAAACGGUCCACAAGUAAGCAAGACGACGAUCUUAUUCAUCGUACGCCAAAAAGUGUCAUUAUAUGCCAAUUGAGGUCAAUAACAGGGAACAUCUGCCGAUGUUCUCUGUGAACAUAUUCAGUAAAAGGAUGCAGAAUUUGAACUUCAUCAAUAAAAGGCCAUGAUCAAGCCGUCUUUAAGUAGAAGGCUUAUUAUAAAAUGUUUCUUACUUGCAAAGGAACGUAUUGAUUACCGGCCCUCACUCUGGAAAAGCAUUUACUUCUAAAAUGAGGUCUUAUUUUUAGACAAGCCUAUGAAGUCAACCCAGAUGGUAACAUGCGGGGAGAACUUUCCAAAACAGCAUAUCACGCGGACGACAAUCUUCAAGACCUGUCGACGGUUAACGGCUUGGGUGGCUACCCAAUUCGGGGAGCGGCCAGUCUGGUGGUAGACUGCGCACACCAUCAACAGCAAGGUGUUCGUCAACAUUGUGAAGGAUUUUUUUGAUUACAACGGAAUCCACCGACGCCGAAUGGACACCAUAAUUUUACACGAUAAUGUCCCUGUCUAUCGCUCUAAAGAGGUAGGCAUCUGAUAACGCGCACAACUGUAAUCUAACUUUUUUGACAACAGCCAGCCUUUCCGCAUGUAGUCUCCAGUCUAAUUUUAUUACUGCCAAUAGUUCGGAUCUCAAUCCUAUCGAAAAUCUUCUCGCACUUAAUAAAAGAAGUUGACACAAGGCAAAAGAGGGAUUUUCAGUGCGAGGAAAGCUUGUUCCUGUACUAGAUAAUCAGAUUCAGAAUUCCACUAUAGACAGCCUGACCAUCUCCAUGUCUGGAAGACUUUCUGCUGUGUUAAAUUUAAAUGUACAAUUAACAGAAUACUGAUCUUUUGUACUUCUUAUUAUUUUUCAUUUCUCUCCCCCCCCCUCCUGUCUCAUGCAUUCUUAUUGUUAACCUUACUUAAUCGAUUCAUAAUGUAGCCGUUUUCUGAAAUCCUAAUUUUCGGCGAUAAAUUAAUUAUUUUUAUUUAAGUAAAUAUUAAUUUAUAAGCCCAGCUAUGCCUUCCUUUCAAGAACAGUCGUUUUGCGCUGCUGUAGGCUUUGAGUGAAUUUUACGUUAAAGGGAUUUUCGUGUGAUAAUUUAUGACAUUUCAUGAGUUAUCACACUUACUGUUCUAGGUAGGUUUCGCGUGCCUUGGAAAUAAACCCCGAGAAGAAAAUAGGGUAUUUCACAACUUUCCCAAAUUCAAUCACGUUAAGCUGUCCUUACCCCGCCAUCACGAACCAUGUUUUGGAUAUGCCGAAAAGAGCGUCGCGUCGAAACCCUGGCACGAAUUUCGGAACUUCCAGUCGUUUCCUUCCCCUGACCUUAGACGAGUUUGUUUUCCCUUCAUAAUCCAACAGGCGAAUUGGCAACGGCAUGGAGAAGGACCCCACUUAACUAUCAGUAGACUGUGGAUCGUGCCAUACGUGAUUUAUGGUAAAGGGAGUUUUAUGGAUGGGGCAGCACGCUAGAAACUAGGCUGAAAAAUGAAAGAAAACACAGAAAUUGUCUGGGUUUAUGCCGGACGUUUUAUCCUACGCUAUUUUACGAGGACAGAAAUGACAGUAGAAUUUAAACGAUAAACAAAAAAACAAGUUUCACACAAUAACGGAUUUUGAGUUAAGGUGUGAAGUCAUGGGAAGCAAUCGUUGCUGGCAGUGGGAUUUCUGCAAAUGUAUGUUAAGGUAAAACCCCAUAUGACACGAUCCACAGUCUACUGACAGUUAAGUGGGGUCCUUCUCUACACCGUUGCCGAUGAAUCGCCCAGGGCCUCAGAAACAACGCCUUCGUAUUGUCUGUUAGUUCACCUGAUGAGAGCUGAUUUUCGAAUUUUAGUUCUCUUGAUUUUCUGCUGUGGAUCCAUUUCAUUUCAAUUCAUUUCUUCAAAAUAUAUUUUGUGAAAACUUCAUUAGUCCAGUUAACCAUGUUGUAGGUCGGUGCUCAGUUUUAUUAAUGACGGUGGUUACUUCAGUAGAUCUCGGUUUCCAAGUCAUUAUUGCAAGUAGGUAGGGCAUCUUAUGCUAGAUAUAGCAUCGAAAGCCUUUGUUAGACCAGUUUGGGAUAUAUUCAACGUGAAUCGUGUAUCAAAUGUCUGAGACCAAGAAAAGUAACUGCUUGUCAACCUGGUUACCAGUGGCCAUUCUGAACGUUAUGGGGAAGGCCUUACUUCAUUAAACUACUUUAUAAUGUCCUUCUUUCUGAUCCUUUUUAUGAUUUUGCAAUAAAUAUGCGCAUGACUAAGCUAGUGGAACUUCGUGCUUGUCGCGCGGAAACGGAUCUGUGUACAGUUCUAGGAGACGAAGCCAUUUCAUGGACCGUCUCUACUGAAGACGCAAGAAGUGUGAUUUCCGCAAACAUGGCACUACAGCGGCAGACGGAGGCGCACGCAAGCAUGUCUUGCCCACUAGAAGAUAAUUGCAGAAUCUGACUCGAUGAAGCUUCCGUACUUUUCCCGGAACUUACCAUUUAUUAGGCCGCACCUCGAAUAUUGCUGACGUAGCCUUCUAACUUGGUCUGGGACGCACGAUCAUUACAGAGUUCAACAUCCAGUCAUUCCACUUGUAGACUCUCUAAGAAAGUCGAAAACUUUGAUGUGCGUUUACUGAUGGAACCUUGCUGUGCUUCAGCAUGAAGGUCUCUAUAACUGUCUCAUUGAAACUUGUAGGAGUAACAAUGGGGUAAAAGAAUACUAAUUCUGAUUUAUAUGUCCAACCUACCUGUCCCUAAGUUUUCGCGACCGAAUGCUAAACCAGCUGCAUUUUUCUCAGAGACAUAUUAACCCAAAAACAAGUUCUUGGAAGUUGUAGUGACUGUCCCAGAUUGUCCACUCUUUCAGAAAAAAACUUGGCCUCGUUUCGACAACGUAAUUAACACUGUGUGGUUGCGCUUGUGUACACCGGCUGCACCAUCAUACCUUGCCCAUAGGCACCACGAAGAAAAGAUUCUGGACAGACCGGUUCAUGACCAAACGCUCAAACUUCGGAAUAAUAGGUCAGCUCUCCUCAAGUAUAUUCGAAGGUGCCACACCCAACAAAAGCAUUGAGGAACUUGACAGGCAUUUGCAAUUAGGACGGUUAAUGGUGGGUUGCAAGUAGCCACUGCUUACAUCAAAGUAAAAGCGUAAAAGCUUCAGGAGUUAGCGUUUCGCAGGAAAUGCACAAAAACACGGACACGCGUCCAAAAUAUUUGAUAGGGGGACGGGCAAGUCAAAACGUGCGUCAGAACAAUUUAAAGAAAACAAAGAAAUCGGCACAAAACGCGAAAGCAUUUCUUUAAAUCCCGACUAUACAUCCAAAUUAUUUUAUUUUGGUGGAAAUCGAGCCACUUUUGUCGGGAUGACUCUCUCUCAUUAUUAUUAUUCUCUUCAUUAUUCUCUCUUCUCACCUUAAGCUCUUUCAGCCAGAGUUAAACGACACGAAGGCCUCAAAGGUCUGCACGAAUGCUGUUGUUCCCACUUCUCCAGCCGGCAAAUCACAUUCGGUGUCACCAAGAUCCCCGUCCGUUCAUAACUCAGGUUACUGUGGAGGUUACUCGACAACAGUUGAUCUGAGAGAAUCUCAGCCCACCAGCAAGCCACUUGUAUGCACACCCAUGCCUUCUCCAUCGAUGCCUACUAGCAAAUACAAGCGGUUGCCUGGUUUGAGAGAGACGUCGAGCGUAGGUUCUAGCCCUGGCAGCACAUGUCCUAGUCCUAACUUUUGAGCCAAACUAGAAUGGACGGGACAUUGGUCCAGUUUAAAGGGUCGUUCGUCUUUUAUUUUUUGCACUGCUGGCCGGCGAUUCUGUGCGUUUUUGCAGUACAUGUAGUUUAGAUACGUUCCUUUGAUGAUUUACGCUAUGGAAACAGUCUAACAAGUAAAAAACUUGCCAUGUUUCCUUUUUGUAGGACUGGAGUGUCCGGAGCCACCUCCUGAAACCUCAGUUUCGGCUCCGCUGUUUGACCCAGUCUACCCUCUCUAUAUGGCGGGACGGACGGCUGGACUUUCAUCGGAUGAUCCAGUCCGUUCCAGUUCCCUGAAAAUAAAUACCAGCUGGUAGUUUGCUUGUACGAUCUUUUCUAUACGGUGUUCUGCGAAAGGAAGGUACGCACGCUGCUCUACUACAAAGGUUUGCACUUUUAUUAAUCGGUAAUGCUAAAAAUAAAAGAACGACCUCUCGGACAAGAGUCAUGGAGGCGCCUGUGCAAGCAUGGCCCAGACCUUAGGACGGGGACAUACACUGGCAGAGAGUUCUCUAAAUUUGGACAAGCCUACUUCUUCCAAGAAACUUUCGACUACCCGACCGUCCAUCGCAUCCAGAACAUAAGGUAUUUCCACCUAUCACACAGGCCUUAUGGCCUUACAAAUAAACCUAGUCCGGCAAUCUGUCUAGUAAUGGAGUUUUCGUUCCUAAUUUGGCAGGGCGUUCCCCACCUCAGUAUAUUUGCUAGAGAGCUGUAAUGGAUUCUCAACACGAGCGUUCUUAUCGGACAACAGAAGUCGGCUGGUCCACGAUAUUCCAAUUUUCGCAGUCCUCGACCUUCUCUUCGAUCUUUUUCUCCUCUAUUUUCUAAAUUCUCAUAAACAGGCCCCGGGAUUUCACGUUACCACUGGAUGAAAACACUCAGCUGCUGUUUUCUGUAGUUCGCCAAUCAUUGGAUAAUCUGAUUUCAUCAUCCCCCCGGGCAAGUGGAGCUCUAACUUCUUCGUCCUUAACCUCAGGUCCCUGUUAGACAAGGCGAUUUUACUUCAAUGUCUGGCGUUUGAGUACUGUCCAGAUAUUGAUCUUGUGACUGAGUCAUCGGGAGCACCGUCCGUAGCUGACUUCGAGUCCUCUUUUUUCAUGGACAUCGGCAAGAAAGCCGUGGCAAGGAACCUGCAUUCAGGUGAAGUAAGCCCUUACGUAUCAGUCUUUGGAUAUUCCUCAUCUUUCUGAGGUGCAAUGUAUUUCUCACCUCAACUUUUCUGCUACUAACCCCAACAUAAAAGACACUUUUGUUUUUGUGUCUUCGAGGCAGGGCAGGCUGCAGCUUAUUUAUACCUCAUGUAUCAAGUAUUAUUAAGACAAUUUAAUCUUCCCCACGUGUGUCUUCUUUCAAGGUUCGGUUCUAGAAGGUUUAAAAUUUUAUUCGGGGCUUCUGUUGUCGAUACGUAAAAUCUGGUUGUCAAUUCCCAUACUUCGGAAUCAAACAUCUUUGAUCUAGUAUUUUCUUAAAAGUUUUCUGUUACCUUUGUUAGUAUUCCUAGGCUCACCUUCAGAUUCUUACCAUGAAACUGUAGUUCUUAGUAAUUAGCCUGAAGUUUAUAGUGCCUUUUCUAAAAGAAUACUGCGCCAUUUUUCUUGUUCGAUCGACCUGUUCGCAAGACUUACUGACAUGCUUAAGAUCUCACUGCCGGACGGAUUUCUUUUUUCGCUCGGGUGUGAAUUUUGACACUGCAGCACCAGAUAAAAUUUUUAACUUCUUGAUUUCUCGUUAUUUUCCGGGAACAAAUGAUCAUUGACAUCACUGGCUGCGUUUUUUCUUAAUGUUUUAGCAGUAAACGAUACAAGUUAUCCUGCUGCCCUAACCCUCAAAACAGCGUUCUGAUUCUAACCUUCAGCAGUCACAUUUUGGAACGGAUUUGGAUCCGUGCCAAUAUGAGGUGGUCUGUUGAAUUCGUUGGAAACCCCCAGCUGUAUGUAACGGAAGUUUUUUUUCCCGAACACUGGAAACUCGAAUAAAAUGUCAAAGUCCCGUCAUUCAUUACUGGCUUAGAGUUUCGGUAUUCGACUCAAGGAUGAUCGCUAGCAUUUUAAAUGUCAUUUUUUGAACAUACAUUAUUGAGAACUCAGUUCGGGCGUGGACGCGCGGACAGAUACCGUUCUUGAAAUUAUGCGUUUUGUUGGUCUAUGUACAUUUUCGAUUUAUUACUUGAAACUUUCUUGUACACCUGGACCCUUCUGUACAGUUGUUUGAAUAACCGCAAAUACACACAACUUGUUUCGGCUUGAGUUAUCGCGUGCUUGGUGCCCGACUGCGGUGUGGUGUCAAUACUUCAUUCAUUUCACUCACGGGCCCUAAUCCCUUUUAAGUUAAUUGCCAAGUGACACUUUUAUUUCUCGAACAUAUUUCGUCGGACGUGAAUCCGCCCGAGCAACAAGCUGCAGCAACCGACUUCAGCCCGGAACAUUCCGGACUUCAUCUGGAUCAUUCAUUCCACGACGACUCGAGGCCUCGUUUUUGUGAGUCUGUGCAAUUAUUUGCUUUUGCAAUUUUCCCAUUUUUUACUAUAAUUUUGUCUGUAAAAAACACAGCAUUGCGCACCUAGAGUUACGUUUUUGCUGUAUCUAUUUUGCUUUGUAGUGUUAAUUUCCGUUAACACCGCAGUUUUGUCGUUCGGGGCGUAACUGUAAUCAUUUAAAAUUUUCGACUGUUUCGUAGUCUGAAAACAAAUUUUAUCACAAUCAGUAUUUAAGGGUCUAUGCAAAUGAUGCAUUUCUGAACCUUUCGUGUGAAGUAUUUAUUUCAACUCUCAAGAGUGAAAGCCUUCCAAGUCCUUGAAUGAGAGCACACGUCAUAUCUCCACCCACGGCUAUCCUGCAUUAAUUAUUUUUGGUCAACAAACACAUUUCUUCCGGGUCAGAAAAUUCUAUAGACCCUGCUUAAAUAUAAGAUUCUAUGAACUUUAACAAAUAGACAUUUAUUUGGUCCAUCCCGGCCCUUUCUCUAGAACCCCAAAGUUUUGGAACUUGCCAGCUUUUUUUCUUUGCCUAUGCACCACAAUCUGGGAUUGAAGGUCUUGCCUUUGUACGGAUUGCUUUGAUUUUACUGAAGCAUUUGCUCGUGUGCACCGUCCUCUUUUCGUUCGAUGAUGAUGGACAUAAAUGGCUGGCUACGAUUAUUUGUGUCGACCAACAGUCAUAACUUAACACUAAUAGUCACGCCAUGGCUAUAAGGAAUUCCAAUCUCAGUCUUCGGGGGUUUCACAAUCUGGUUAUCUCCAAAGCACGUAUAAUGACUCAGAUGAGCUCGCGGAAAUUCAUAAACGGUGGAAAUAUAGCAAGUCUCUAUGACCUAUAUAUUAUUCUUUCUUACUUACCUUUCUGCACGGUGCUCAGUGGAAUGAAAGUGAAUGCGUUCUGCGUCUUGCCCUACAAUAUCAUAAUUUCAUCUACAAUGAACGCUUCGAACGCGCAGAUGCUGAUUCCCAGCGAAAUUGUUUACUUUUGUUUGUCAACCAUUUAACUUUUGAACUUUUAACCCGCCCAUUAUUCUGGGGCAUCCUGGUCGCCAUCAACGCUACGGUCAUAACAAUGCUCCUCUUUUGGCAACCACAAUCAAAUGUCGCUUGUUCUCUAUUACCGAUAAGAUUGCUAACUGGAGUAAGUUCCCAUGUAAUCCUUUCCUCUGUUUCAGCCUGAAGGGGCAGUCGUCUACGCCGUCUGUCAUAUUGUCCGUGUCCUACCAUAG